UUCGCUUAACGUCCGAGGUACCAGUCAUCAUGCCAAACUACAAGCUACAUUAUUUCAAUGCGCGUGGUCGUGCCGAGACCAGUCGUUUUAUACUAGCCUUGGCUGGGGUCAAGUACGAAGAUAAACGUUAUACGGGCGAGGAAUGGGGAAAAAUCAAAGCCAGUGGCAAAUUUCCUUUUGGCGAAAUGCCUGUAUUGGAGGUGGACGACACAGUAUUGAGCCAGUCAAAUGCAAUUGCUCGUUACCUUGCCAGCGUUCAUGGCUAUAAUGGAAAAAACGAUUUGGAGACGGCGAAAAUUGGUAUGAUAGUUGAAACAUUCGUGGAUAUUUUGAACUCUUUUAUGAAGGCCUGGUUCAACAAAGACGAAAAAACAAAGGCUGAGCUGCUAGAGGAGUUCAAGACUAAGACCCUUACGCAGAAAUUAGCAGCACUAGAGAAGCUUUUAGUCGCAAAUAAUGGAGGAAACGGUUAUUUUGUUGGCGAUAAGGUAUCGCUGGCCGACAUCACUUUUGUAACUUUUUAUGAGAUGUUUUCGAAGUCGGUAGAAGGCGCUCUAGAUAAGUACCCGAAGCUGAAGAGCUUACAAAGUCGAGUUCUCGCUUUGCCCAAGAUUGCUGAGUGGGUCAAAAAGAGGCCAGAAAGCCAGUUUUAA
This is a messenger RNA of Saccoglossus kowalevskii, 653 nucleotides long. RefSeq names its product S-crystallin SL11-like. NCBI's taxonomy places the organism in Eukaryota, Metazoa, Hemichordata, Enteropneusta, Harrimaniidae. Gene Ontology annotation, molecular function: glutathione transferase activity. Gene Ontology annotation, biological process: glutathione metabolic process. The record is from RefSeq and is a predicted model, not a curated record.